UGAGUAAUUUGUUUGUGUCUCUGGUAGACUACAAAACAAGGAGUCUUUUCUUUCAUGGGAACCGGGGAAAAGGAAACAGAGGUUUUUUUUUUUGGAUGGUUUUGGGUUUGUUUCCAAGUAGCCCGUUUCUCUUGAAGAUGAACUUCAUUAUCACAAACCUCCAAAACUCAAAUUGCUUUCUGGGUUUCGCUUCUUUCACGGCAGAAGUUUGUAUUUUUUUCUCUCUAUCAAAGCCUAAUUCAGAACCACUAGUGCAUAUCCAUUCUUGGUAUUCGGAGUUGCAAAGGAAUGGGCUAAUUUGUAGUAGGAAACAGUAGUAAAAGAGGCAAAUAUGUGAUGAGGUUUUUGUCCUGCAAGAUUCAUUGUCCGUCCUUCAUUUGCUUUUGCAAAUCCUCCCCUCAUAUUUACAGUCCUGGACCAUUGAAAUUGGAAAACAUCCCACAUGUGCUUUCAGAACCAGCCUCGGUUCAUGAAGCCUCUGAUCAGUUACCUGGCGAGGCCAUUGAGGUCAAGGAAGAUUGCUUAUAUCUGAAACAACAACAACCAGCCGAUCAUCAUUGCCUGAAAAGCAGUCUCAGAAAGCCCACUCUCGCCGCCAAAGAGGAUCGGAAGAAGAAGGUACAAUGGGUGGAUUUUUUAGGGAAAGAACUUGUUGAGAUCAGGGAAUUUGAAUCCAGUGAAAUAGAACAUACUGACAACGAAGGUGGUGAUAAUAGAGGCUGUGUUUGUGUUAUUCUAUGAAUCUGCUCAAAACAUCUUCCGCUCUGCAAUUUCCAACAGCAAGUGCCGCAACAACGAGAGAAAGACAACAGAUUUUAGCUUUCUGAACUGAAACACAUUCAGCAUAGGGUUCUGGAAUUGGAAUUGAGCCAGUACGUCUGGCUCAAAGUUCAAACUCAUCACUUUCUUUGGCGCUGCCUCAUCAUCCUUCUAAUCAAGUCUAAUUCACAGAAAUUCUUGUAUUAGUAGAUAUUUUCUUUUAUCUCAUAGAUUAUAAGAAUGUCAAGCUAUAGUUUAUUCUCUUUCACCCGUCAAGAUUUGAUUCUUGAGCUGCUUA
This is a messenger RNA of Juglans microcarpa x Juglans regia, 1057 nucleotides long. RefSeq lists its product as uncharacterized. The record is from RefSeq and is a predicted model, not a curated record. Lineage: Eukaryota; Viridiplantae; Streptophyta; Magnoliopsida; Fagales; Juglandaceae. The transcript is spliced from 3 exons. The coding region runs from base 337 to 741 and encodes 134 amino acids.